AUGGAAAUCAACACUCGCGCAGCGGCACCGCCAGUGGAAACCAUCAAAGUGUUUUGGGAAUCACCGGAACUAUCUCGAAUGAAACCAAAGCGUGGCGUCGAGGUGCGACAGAACACCGUGAGCCCAGACCGCCGAACCAUACUGCAGAAGUUCAAAGACCUUCUCCGAAAUACGGCAAUUCGCGAGCCGCAGCCAUAUGUGGAUGUCGACCGACAGGUAUUUAAACCGAAUGGGCAGAACUGCAUGAAAGAAGUACAUGCUUGUGGGGAAGCACGCCUGUUCAGGCGAAAACUGCUUGCUCGGCUCGAUGGACUCACAGUCCACAACAGCCCAUUCCUUGAGAGUUCCAUACGCAACCCCGGCAAGAACAGCCCACUGCCGCUGUCGAUUUCUAAAUCGAACGCGACACUCACCAGGGUGACAACGGGCUGGAGUCUGGACGCGAACCUCGUGGUGAAGGCGGGGGAAUUCUCCCUGAAUGUAGUCGGCAAAUACUCGAACACCAAAGAAAAGUCCAACACAUUCACCACAUCAUUUGCGUCAACUCUCCAAUGCCCCCCUAGACACGAGUGCCGCUUUGAAACCUGGACAUUCUUCGCCAAAGUGCAAGGGGGGUGCAGAUCGGAGCAAUGGAUACAGUGCUUCGAGCACAGGAGGGAUGGCCUGGUUGGGGACAACAUGUGCCGGGAGAACUCGAGGUGGUCCAGAAUCAACGAAGGCUUUUCGCCCUACGAGCCCGCCGGGACAUGCAAGCAUUUGUUCGACAUCCAGGCGCGAACCUGCAAGCUCCCCAUUGAGAAGUGCGAGGUGGAAUUCCCGCUGAAGUCAGAGGACGGGACGCCGCUGCGGCAGAUUGUGGGCAUUGAGGUGCCGCUGCCGGCCGACGAGCUGUAA
Ophidiomyces ophidiicola is the source of this 894-nucleotide messenger RNA. RefSeq lists its product as uncharacterized. Lineage: Eukaryota; Fungi; Ascomycota; Eurotiomycetes; Onygenales; Onygenaceae. Bases 1 to 894 code for a protein of 297 amino acids. The transcript has a single exon. The record is from RefSeq and is a predicted model, not a curated record.